CUAUUUCGUCCUAAUAUUUUUUAAAUAUUAAAUUGAUUAAAUAUUAAAUUCCAAUAUUAGUUAAUAACGGAUCCUUUCUUUCGAUACGAUAUUGGAUUAUAUCAAAAGGAAAAUAUCGAUAUCAAUGUUAUCGCAACAUCCCAAACUACAGCUAGUCACUCCAGGACCUGAAUUAGUGACUCCAUAUUUAUUUUGAAUGUCCUAGAGUGAUAUAGCAAAAUGACGUACGCGACUUUUGAGGUAAGGACCUUUUAGAUAAUUUUAUUAAGCACAGAACUUUGUUCACAAUUAUUUUUGCAAGCUGUUUAAAUGUUACUUGAUCAUAUGGUUUAUGCCAAAAGGGUUUAUAACUGCGUUAAGGUUAAGUCUUGAAUAGACUUCAGUGUGAACGUUUAUCAUUUAUUUAGUUUUAUUUGGCCCUUCAUUUGAUUAAAAUUAGGUCAUUCAUGGAUUCAAUUUUAAAAACUGUGGGUUGUUAUAUCCACCGUCCUUUUCCUGACAAAGAAGUUAUGGUACAGGGUAAACCUAGUAUUAUGGAGCAAAUGGAUGUUGACGAAAAGAAGGGGGAAGGCUUUCGUUCUUAUUACAUCACUAAAAUUGAAGAACUGCAAUUAAUAGUUGCGGAAAAGAGUCAAAAUCUGAGAAGGCUCCAAGCACAAAGGAAUGAACUGAAUGCUAAAGUUAGGAUGUUAAGAGAAGAAUUGCAACUACUCCAAGAACAAGGAUCGUAUGUUGGUGAAGUAGUGAAACCAAUGGAUAAGAAGAAGGUACUCGUUAAAGUGCAUCCUGAAGGAAAGUUUGUAGUUGAUAUUGAUAAAAAUAUUGAUAUAAAUGAUGUGACUCCUAACUCUCGAGUGGCUUUACGAAAUGAGAGUUAUACUCUGCACAAAAUUCUACCUAAUAAGGUCGAUCCUCUUGUAUCAUUGAUGAUGGUUGAGAAAGUUCCAGACUCUACAUAUGAAAUGGUUGGAGGUCUUGAUAAGCAAAUUAAGGAAAUCAAAGAAGUAAUUGAACUUCCUGUAAAACAUCCAGAACUGUUUGAUGCACUAGGAAUAGCUCAGCCCAAAGGAGUUUUAUUAUAUGGACCACCUGGAACAGGUAAAACACUUUUGGCAAGAGCAGUUGCCCAUCAUACUGAGUGCACGUUCAUUCGUGUGUCAGGAUCUGAGUUGGUUCAGAAAUUCAUUGGGGAAGGAUCCAGAAUGGUUAGAGAAUUGUUCGUCAUGGCAAGGGAACAUGCUCCAUCUAUCAUAUUUAUGGAUGAAAUCGAUUCAAUAGGUUCAUCACGUAUCGAAUCUGGGAGUGGUGGUGAUUCUGAAGUCCAGAGAACAAUGUUAGAGUUAUUGAAUCAAUUGGAUGGCUUCGAAGCCACAAAAAAUAUUAAGGUCAUAAUGGCCACUAAUAGGAUUGAUAUUUUGGACCCUGCUCUUCUGCGUCCUGGAAGGAUAGAUCGUAAGAUUGAGUUCCCCCCACCAAAUGAGGAAGCUCGUUUAGAUAUCCUUAGAAUUCAUUCACGUAAAAUGAAUCUUACCCGGGGUAUCAACUUGCGUAAAAUUGCCGAGCUCAUGCCUGGAGCUUCAGGUGCAGAAGUAAAGGGUGUCUGUACUGAAGCAGGGAUGUAUGCCCUGAGGGAGAGGAGAAUCCAUGUCACCCAAGAAGAUUUCGAAAUGGCUGUGGCCAAGGUUAUGCAAAAGGACUCCGAGAAGAAUAUGUCAAUCAAGAAAUUAUGGAAAUAAACGACUCACUUAUUUUUUUUUUUUUUACUCUGUUUAAAAAGCUUUAAAUAUAUAGAUGUUUGUGAGGUUUUGUUAAAAAUAAAUAUAUACUAUAAUCAUAAACGUGUAUAUACAACUUGUAGUCAUCCUUAAGAAAAUAAAAAUAAAUAGGUGAAAAUAGAAAGAAAAAAACUGAGGCAACAAAAAUUAUUACAAACAAUUCUUAAAAAUAAUUUUACAUCUUAUAUUUAAAAAAAAAAAACUAAUAAGGAAUAUUAUUACAAUGCUAGGAAUUAACCCUGGGAGGCUUAAGUAUUGAGUAACUCCUAAGUACAAUACAAGUUAACAUCUAGCUCAAAAAUAAAAGGAAAUAAAUACAAUCAGGUUGAUAGUCAUACACAUUUCGAAUUAGUGUAUGCUCACAAUACUUAAGCCUCCCGAAGAGUCAUGAAAUCGGCAGACUUAUAACAUUAUUGUUUCCUUAAAACCAACUGAAUAUAAAUAUACAUAUAUAUUAUAUAUAACAAAAUGAUAAUGUUGAUGAUUUUUUUUUUUUUUUUUUGAUUUUUUUAAAUAUUCUGGGCCAACAAGCUGAAGAUCGACUGGGUCGAUGUGGUCUUUAGUCUUUAGCUGGGAAGAGACAUCAACUGUUACAGAUUAUUUAAGUGUAAUAUAAAUCUAAAGCAUUAAGACAAUUAAUGUACAUGAUACACAGCAUGUGGCACUACAUAGACAACUACAUUUAUGCAAGAGAGAAAAACCUUAAAUCGAAGGUAGAAAUUAAAACUUUUAGAAAACAAAAACGUUUGUGAAGCAAAGGUCUAAUUAUGAACUUAAAUGGGUAAAAAAUAAUUUAUACAGUCACUCAAGCGCAAUAUAUUUGAAAGAUUUCAAAAACAUUCGUAUAUAUAAAAUAUAAUUAAAAGGGAGACAUUUUAGGAUACGGAAUGUAAUGUCUAUACAUACUUUUCUUUUUUUUUUUCUUUUUUUAAAAUUAUUAUCCAAAUACCAGAAACUCAAGGGACAAAAAGAAAAGAAAAAAAUGAAGACAGAGAGGGUAAGUAAAUCUUGCGCGCACUUUUCACUCCCGCACAAAUUUAAUUUUUUUUCCAUUCAUUAUAAUUUUUAUUUAUUAAUAAUAAUGACGAUGAACAUUUGGUACUGUAUUUCUUCAAUCAGCUGCCUUUUUAAACUGUCGCCAGCGAUACAUAAACUAAAAUGUUGAGUUGUGUUGGUGAUAAAGAUGAGAUUAGAGGGGCAGCUGUGCAAAGAGCACUGAGGGCCCCUGAGAUGAGAGCGCGUCGGGGGGGAAGGGGCAGGCUAGCGGUUGGCAUUCUUCAGUUGGUUCGACAACCAAUCGAGGCCUUCAUAUAGACCAUCGCCUGAGGUCGCACACGUCGCUUGAAUGUACCAGUUGCGAUUGCGCAAUGAGUGUAGGCCGAGUUUGUCUGUUAUCUCAGCUGCAUUCAUGGCAUUUGGCAGAUCCUAAAAGAAAAAAAAUAAACAUGGGUUGUAAUUGGGCAGAUCAUAUAAACCAACUCUUCUAAGAGAACAUUUACAUUUAAUAUAUUUAAAUAGUACUAAGCAAAAGUAAGACCUUACAGUAUAUAAAACUGAAAUACAGCACAGCAAUAAGUUAAAAGAUCUGAUAAUUGUAUAAGGUAAAUGCACCAAUAAUAGACACUUUAAGAGAACUUUUUAAUAUUAAUUUGAAUCACAACUUAAGUUCUGGCGGUGGAUGUUAGCAAAUGAGUUUAAUUUACAGCAAAUUUAGUCUUACAUCAUAUUUUGUAUCAGUAAUAGAUAUCCCUCCAGGUUAUGGGGUCGACAUAUUUUUUUUUAUAUAAUUAAAAAAAUUCAAAAUAAAUGCUGAACAGUUUUUUUAAACAAUGAAAUAAAAAACUACAGAUGAACACAUCAAAAAUUCAAAAUUAUCUCCAAUAGAAAAGUGAUAAGGGAAGCUCCCUGAAACAAACACACCAGCCUUGGUCCAUUGGAAAAUCAACCAAUCCGUUUUGUGGCAUGUUAUCACCUGAGGUUCAGGCAUCAUCUUCCUCAGUGUUCUAGCUUCAACUUUAACCGUAUUUGCACUCUCUUA
Nezara viridula (southern green stink bug) is the source of this 3813-nucleotide messenger RNA. Lineage: Eukaryota; Metazoa; Arthropoda; Insecta; Hemiptera; Pentatomidae. The record is from the annotation of a GenBank genome assembly.